GGUUGUUUGAUAGGUAUUGAUAACUGAUAAGAAACGAAAGUUCAAAGUCAAACUUUCUAAACACAAGCUGGUUUAGCGCUCGAUCGUAGUUUGUUUUUCUGUUAAACUUAAUUACUUAAAUAAACUUGGCGAAAAUGGUGGCAGGCAUGGUUGCAGGAAGACUGGCGUUGGUAACUGGUGCUGGAUCAGGCAUAGGCAGAGCAACAUGUCAGAUCUUGUCCAGAGAAGGUGCUAUUGUCAUAGCCGCUGACAGGAAUUAUGACGCAGCCGUGGAAACUAUCAAGACCCACACAGCUUUAGCUUCAGGGAGUAAUGAGGCUGACCACAUGGCGGUUGAAUUAGAUGUAGCCAACCCAAAGUCAGUUCAAAAUAUACUGCAAACUGCAAUCAAACAGUACAAAGCUCCACCAACAAUUAUUGUGAACUCGGCCGGUAUUACCAGAGACAACUGGCUUCUGAAACUGUCGGAAGAAGAUUAUGAUAGUGUGCUUAACAUUAAUUUGAAGGGCACUUUUCUAGUCAUGCAAACAUUCUCAAGGGCGAUGACAGAAGCGGGACUGCCUGGCUCCAUCAUAAAUAUUUCUAGUAUCAUCGGCAAAUAUGGAAACAUGGGACAAACAAAUUACUCUGCAAGCAAAGCCGGAGUGAUUGCCAUGACACAAUCAGCUGCUAAGGAGUUAGGGAAAUACAAUAUUAGGGUAAAUGUGGUACUGCCUGGUUUUAUAGAUACUCCCAUGGUGAAAACCGUUCCUGAGAAAGUCCAACAAGCUAUAUUGAAACAGGUGCCGUUAGGCAGACUCGGCCGCCCUAGUGAAUUAGCAGAAGUGAUCGCUUUUCUGAGUUCUGAUAAGAGCUCUUUCAUGACUGGAGCGUCAGUCGACGUCACUGGCGGGUUCUAAAUUUGAAGAAUUUCGUUCGGUAACGAUUAAUUUAAAAAAAAUGGUUUAUGGGUUGGCGUAAUAAACAUUUAUUAGUUUGUAGAUACCUGAAGAACUUAAUUGCACAGAGGAUAAU
Messenger RNA from Helicoverpa armigera (cotton bollworm), 1014 nucleotides. RefSeq names its product estradiol 17-beta-dehydrogenase 8. The record is from RefSeq and is a predicted model, not a curated record. Bases 135 to 899 code for a protein of 254 amino acids. Gene Ontology annotation, molecular function: oxidoreductase activity. The transcript has 7 exons. NCBI's taxonomy places the organism in Eukaryota, Metazoa, Arthropoda, Insecta, Lepidoptera, Noctuidae.